UAUUUGUUGUCCAGCACGCGGGAGAGAGAAGUCAGCUGACUUGGUCUCGAGCAGAAAGAAGUCUGUUAACGGAGUGGAUUAGAAGCACAAAAAAAUGCGAUUCCGGUUUUGUGGAGACCUGGACUGCCCCGACUGGGUGCUCGCCGAAAUCAGCACUUUAGCGAAAAUAUCGAGUGUAAAGAUGAAACUGCUCUGCGUUCAAGUGAUGAAAGAUCUUCUUGGAGAAGGAAUUGACUACGACAAACUGGCAAAGCUCGCCACGGAUGUGAAGUUUGAGAGCAGCGAUAUGAAGGCCAGCCUGGCGGUGCUCACUUUCAUCCUGCUGAGCGCGAGCAAGCAUGACGUGGACAGCGAGUCGCUCUCCAGCGAGCUGCAGCAGCUGGGUCUGCCCAAAGAGCACACUACAGGUCUGUGUAAAUCAUAUGAAGACAAGCAUACUGCCCUACAGGAGAAGCUGAGAGAGACCAGUCUGCGCUUCAGUCGUCUUGAAGGGGUUUCCUGGCGUGUGGACUACGUUCUCAGCUCAAGUGAGCUGAAGGAGGUGAACGAGCCUGUGGUGCAGCUUCAACUCCAGACCCAAGGGGCAGAACAGAACUCCACACAGACCACUGUAAUGUCCAUCGGUGCUGACAAGUUCAGAGUCCUGCUGAUGGAGUUAAAGCAAGCUCAAGCACUUAUGAAUGCACUACACUGAACUGUUUUGUUUGUAAUGGAGAUUUUCACUUAAACAUCCUCACUUUAUUUAAAAUAAUAUAGACACUGUGGCAUUUUGGGGAACUGAUAUUAAAAAUAUUUUAAAAAUGGUAUAUACAGAAUUGGUGGUAAUUCAUCUAUUUCAUUGUGGGUAAAUUGUGUCAAAACCUGUAUUAAUUUUAUUAGCUGCUGUUUUUCAGUUUAUUACUAAAUGACAUUCCACGUCCUACCACCUUCCUUACGAUACUUGUGAAGUCUGUCAAACAAACCAAUUUAAGUGAAUACGACUUACUGCUACAUAAAUUUGUAGUCAUACCAACAUUUUUUCUUACCUUGUUUCUUUUUAUAUCAUCAAUAACCACUUCACUGCAGGUUGCAGAGGUCUGGAGUCUACACAUGAAGCAUAAGAUGGGGCACUCCUUGGUCAGAGACAUUUGGACAAUUUGGCUCACAGAUGUUUGACCAAAAAAAAAAAAAAAAAAAAUCACAAAAUUACUCUCCUUGUCUUUCACUUUGCAAAGUGUGGACAUUAUGCCUUUAGUGGAGCCAUGUAGUGUUAUGAAGGUAGAAGUAAGAUGAUCUUCAUUUGAUUAUGAAAUUAAGGCUGUAUUUACACUAGUGUAAGCAUGUUCAUGUUAUUAAAGCUGUUUAUAUCAUUACAUAAUUUAGUUAAUAUAUAAUCUUUAUAGUUUGUCUGAAAGUUAGUAUUAAGGGUAAUAGCACACAGGUUACAGCUUUACACUGAAAGGACCUGGACUGGAAUUUUACAGUUACAUUCAAUUAUUGUUGAUGUUAGUGAAUGACAGCCUCAUUUUUAAUGUGCUGAAGAUAGACAUAUUGGCAGGUGUCAGGUGACCAUUCAUCUCUUUUAUCUGUGCCACAGCAUUCCUCAGGUCACACUAUAAUUAAAUGUAUGGGUCAGCAGUCCUGCACUUAAUUUAUAUUUUAAAUUUUGCCCCUCAUAAACAGUUUCAACUUGCUAACAAAAAUAACCUACAGAUUGAACAAAUAUUCAAUUAUACUUCUCCAAAAAUGUGAAAAUUAAAUUUUACCACCACAUAAUUUUUUUUACUGUC
Molecule: messenger RNA, 1769 nt
Organism: Scleropages formosus (Asian bonytongue)
Lineage: Eukaryota; Metazoa; Chordata; Actinopteri; Osteoglossiformes; Osteoglossidae
Gene: commd4
Product: COMM domain containing 4
Exons: 8
Coding region: 95-694 (199 amino acids)
Source: RefSeq, a predicted model, not a curated record